AUGGCCGUCACGACCCCACUACUCGCCGGUCUUCUGAAGAAGGCCACGAUUGACGACCAUGACGAGAUCCUGAAGGCUAGCGCAGCGGCACUGAAGAAAUCGAAGACGGACAUACAAGCCCAGCAUUCCCGGACCAUUGCCCUCCUCAAGCUUGACCGCUACGACGAGGCUCUUGAAUUCAUCGAAGAAAGUGGCCAACCACUGAAAGACCGUGCCACACUCGAAUACGCCUACGCCUUGUACAAAACCGGCAAUUUUGACCUAGCGGCAGAGACUGCUGUUAAGACAUCAGGGCGUGGCGCUCAACACCUGGAAGCUCAGGCGCAAUAUCGAUUAGAGAACAGUGCAAGGGUGCUUCAGAUCUACCAGGACAUCAAGAGCCAGGGUCUAUUGGAUGAAGAGUUAGACUGCAAAAUCAACAAUGGUGGAGCAGAGGCACAGAGUCAGUGGUGUGGAGAGACCUCGACAAGGCGGCCGGCCGCGGACGAUCUGCAGCAAUUCGAGACAGCAUACAACGCGGCCUGCGGCAGCAUUGCGCGCGGCGAGUAUGCGCAAGCAGAGAUUCUCCUCAAACGGGCAAACGAACUCUGCAAACACCACGAAGAGCUAAGUGAGGAGCAGAAGGAAGAAGAGCUUCUACCAAUCAAGGUUCAGUGGCUGUAUGUCCUCCAGGUGCAAGGGAAGUUCAACGAGGCCGAUGCUCUGGCCAACGACAUAUCGACGGACGCCAUUCCUGAUGUGGCUACAAGAGCAAUUGCACAGAGCAACAAACUCUUGACGUCCUUGAAACCGGCCAAUCCUUUCCUCGUUCAUAAGGCCUUCAACACGCCGUUGAAGCCUGAAAAGAAUGACCGCCUAUUCUCGUUCCAGGCUACGCCGUUCGCUUCAAAUCAGAAGACCGUUGAUCUGGGAGCCCUCAAAUUCAAUGGCCUGACUUCGGCUGGGAAGGGAAAGGAUUCCACAUCCAUUCGUCCAGAUAUGGUGCUGUCGUCCACCUUCAGUGCCGCAGCUCGUGCAGAAAAUGAGGUCAGCAAAGCAGCCAUUAGAAAAGUCCUGCCAGAGCUUGAGCGGACGCCGAACAAUGUGGGACUUGUGCUGACCCUGGUUCAAAUGUACGUCCUGACAGGCAACACGACAUCAGCGGUCGAACUUAUGCAAUCCUUGUUCUCACGGCUGGAAACCUCAACGAAUGAGAACGAGAAAAAUGUGAGGUACAAUCCUGGUCUCGUCAGCGUUCUGAUAGGAUUGUUUCGCAGCCAAGGGCGAAAAGCCAGUAUACAGCAAGAGUUGGCGAAAUCUGCUUCAUUCUGGAAGACAAAAUCUACGGCUCCCGCAUCUCUUCUGCGGGCCGCCGGGUCAACCUUGCUCGUAACCGGGGACCCUGAAGACGCGAGAGUGGCGGCGGACAUCUUUAGUAAGCUCCGAGAGCAGCAACCGGAUGACAAAGCGGCCAUUGCCGGGUUUGUGGCUUCACACGCCGCUGACGAGGCAGAAUCCGUUGAUGGUGAUGCGGCUAAACUGACCGCAGUAGCGGCGCUGACGCGUAACAUCGAUGUGGAUGUUCUAGAGAGUGCUGGCAUCCCGCAGUCCUCGAACGCUCUAGCAAUCGCUCAGCUAACUCGAUCUCGCAAGCGAGCAGCGGAUGGCGAGUCAUCGAAGCCCAAGCGAACUCGCAAGUCGCGCCUUCCCAAGGAUUAUGAUGCUAGCAAAACGGCGGAUCCGGAGAGGUGGCUGCCGAUGAAGGAUCGUAGCUACUAUCGGGCGCCAAAGGGACGGAAAAAGGGCAAGAAGGCUGGUGGUGAUACGCAGGGAGGUGCGGUCAACGAGAGCCUGAACAUCGAUGCCAAACCCGGCUCAAAUGCUCCGCAAGGAGGUGGAGGUGGUGGAGGUGGUGGAAAGAAGAAGAAGGGGAAGCGAUGA
Molecule: messenger RNA, 1920 nt
Organism: Cyphellophora europaea CBS 101466
Lineage: Eukaryota; Fungi; Ascomycota; Eurotiomycetes; Chaetothyriales; Cyphellophoraceae
Exons: 1
Coding region: 1-1920 (639 amino acids)
Biological process (GO): SRP-dependent cotranslational protein targeting to membrane
Cellular component (GO): signal recognition particle, endoplasmic reticulum targeting
Molecular function (GO): protein binding; 7S RNA binding; ribosome binding
Source: RefSeq, a predicted model, not a curated record